Messenger RNA from Quercus lobata, 5129 nucleotides. Its product is annotated as TMV resistance protein N-like. Gene Ontology annotation, molecular function: protein binding; ADP binding. Gene Ontology annotation, biological process: signal transduction; defense response. The coding region runs from base 154 to 3960 and encodes 1268 amino acids. NCBI's taxonomy places the organism in Eukaryota, Viridiplantae, Streptophyta, Magnoliopsida, Fagales, Fagaceae. The transcript is spliced from 13 exons. The record is from RefSeq and is a predicted model, not a curated record.
CCAGAGUCCAGACCUCCUUCUUCUCUGUUGAGUGUUGCAGUUUAAACCUCGGAAAGUGAGCGUCGUUUCCCCCAAACAAAAGCUGAACGCUAACCCAAACCCAAUUCAGUGUCAACCUCACUUGCUUUCAUCUUGGAUUUUGAUGCUUUAAUAAUGGUUCGGAUAGUUAAUUGCCCCAAGUGUAAAGCCGUGCUACCAGAGCUCGCUGACUGGCCUUUUUACCAGUGUGGUGGUUGUGGUACUAUUCUUCAAAGCUCUUCUUUUGGUGUUACAUCUAAGAAGAAAGGUCCUAGGAAUGAUGCUGUUCUUCGAGCUUCCUCCUCCUCGUCCUCUCCUUAUCGGAAAUACGAUGUGUUCCUUAGUUUUCGCGGUCAGGACACCCGCUUGGAUUUUACUAGCCAUCUCUACAAUGCUUUGGAUCAAAAGGGUAUUUAUACCUUCAUAGACAAUAAACUUCCGCGUGGAGAAACUAUAUCACCAGAACUCUCAAAAGCAAUAGAAGAGUCCCACUUUGCAAUCAUCAUUCUCUCAACAAACUACGCUUCUUCGAAGUGGUGCUUGAUUGAAUUAACAAAGAUUGUUGAAUGCAUGAAACAAAACAAGUUAACCAUUUUGCCAGUCUUUUACCAUGUGAAUCCCUCUGAUGCACGGAACCAGAUGGGUAUUCUUGCUUCAGGGAAUCAGACUUUUGCUGAAGCCUUUGCCAAGCAUGAAAGAGAUCCCAAAGUUAACAUUGAGAAUUUGCAAGCAUGGAAAGCUGCUUUGAAAGAAGUCGGCAAUAUAUCCGGAUGGCAUGUACAAAAACACAGCUCUGAAGCAGCAGUUAUCCAAGAAAUCGUUCAAACAGUAUUUAGAGAAUUGAAUCUUAUAUUCUCAAGAACUAUUUCUAAGGAUCUUAAGCUUGUUGGAAUGGAACCCCGUGUGAGUGAAAUGUUGAAUUCAUAUUUAAAAGAAAGGUCAGGUGAUGUUCGCUAUGUAGGAAUUUGUGGGAUGGGUGGAAUCGGUAAAACAACUCUUGCAAAAGAAAUUUUUGAAAGAAUUUCAGGUCGCUUUGAAGCUAGCAGCUAUAUUGCUGAUGUAAGAGAAAAAACUAAAAAUAAACAUCUAGUUUCUUCACAAAAACAACUUCUUUCUAACAUCCUUAUGGAAACUGAAAUAGAGAUAUGGAAUGUUCAUGAGGGGAUCAAAAUCAUAGGGAAUAGAUUACGUGGUAAGAAGGUUCUUAUUGUUCUUGAUGAUGUUGAGGACCAAAAACAAUUAGAAGCAUUAGCUGGGAACCUUGAUUGGUUUGGUCCAGGGAGUAGAAUCAUUGUAACAAGCAGAGACAACCAAUUGUUGAAAAGAUGUGGUGUGGAUGACAUAUAUACAGCAAAGGGGUUAGAUCCAGAUGAAGCUUUGCAACUCUUUAGUUUGUUUGCUUUCAAGAAACCCCAUCCUAAAGAAAAUUAUGUGGAUUUGUGUAUGUAUUUUGUGAAUUACACUAAUGGCCUUCCUUUAGCUCUUAAAGUUUUGGGUUCUUUGUUGUGUACCAAAAGCAUCGAUGAAUGGGAAAGUCUCAUAGAUAAACUAAAAGUGGAACCUGAAAAAGAAAUUUUGGACAUUCUUCAAAUAAGUUUUAAUGGGCUAACGGAAACCCAAAGAGAAUUAUUUUUAGAUAUUGCAUGUUUUUUUAAAGGAGAGAACAAAGAUUGCAUAAGAGAGAUAUUAAAAAGUUUUGGUUACUGUCCAGACUACAAUAUUAGUGUUCUGAUGGACAAAUCGCUCAUAACCAUUAAUGAAAAUGGAGCUUUGUGGAUGCAUGAUUUGCUACAAGAAAUGGCUCAACAUAUAGUUCGUCGUGGAUCUAAAGAGCCUGGUAGACGAACUAGGUUAUGGCUUUAUGAGGACAUCCUUCAUGUAUUGAAGAAUAAUACUGGAACAAAGGUAGUUGAAGGCAUAAUGCUAAACACACCUUUUCAAGAAGAGGUGCACUUGGAUGCUGAAGUCUUCUCAAAGAUGAAAAAAAUGAGAUUGCUUAAAGUGGGUGAUAUGGGUAAUGUAAAACUUCCACAAGGCCUCAAUUGUCUUUCUAAUGAGUUACGCAUUAUAGAAUGGCAUGGAUAUCCUUUAAGUUCAAUGCCAACCAACUUCCAACCAAACAAGCUUGUUGAAUUGAAAAUGCAUUGCAGCAGCAUCAAACAACUAUGGAAUGGAAUUAUGAUUUUAGACGAGUUAAAAAUCAUUGACUUGUGUAACUCUCAAAGCUUGAUUGAGAUCCCAAAUCUAAGUGGAGUCCCAAAUCUUAAGCAAUUGAUUCUUCAAGGUUGUACAACAUUGUCUAAGAUUCAUCCAUCUCUUGGAAGUCUCAAACAACUUAUUCGAUUAGAUUUGUCUGGUUGCAAGUGUCUUGAAAGCCUUCCUCACAAGAUCAACUUGGAAUCUCUUGAAGUUUUUAUUCUUUCCGGCUGUUCAGGGCUAAAGAAGUUUCCAGAAGUUGUAAGAAAUAUGUCAUGUUUGUCUGAACUUUAUUUGAACGAGACUGCUAUAAAAGAUCUACCAUUGUCAGUGGAGCAUUUAAUUGGCCUUAUUAAAUUGGAUCUAAGAGACUGCAAAAACCUUUCAAGUCUUCCGAAUGCUUGUUAUAGUUCAGUGUCUCUAAAAAUUCUCACUUUAUCUGGCUGCUCAAAACUUGUUGAACUACCAGAGAAUUUGGGGAAUCUCAAAGGCUUGGAGGAGUUAGAUCUGAGUGGAACUGCGAUAAAAGUGCUACCUACAUCCAUCAAACUCUUAAAAAAUCUCAAAAAAUUGUCUCUUUGUGGAUGUAAAGGGCUAUCAUUAAAAUCUUCAAAUAAACUCUUCAGUUUUCCUUUCAUGCAACAGAGAAGAAGUCCAGAUCCCAUGGACGUGUUUGAGUGUCCUUUAUCAGGCCUAUGGUCCUUGACCAAACUGGAUCUAAGUCAUUGCAAUCUUCAGGAAAUUCCUGAUGCUUUUGACUGCUUGUCGUCCUUGUUAAUAUUAAAUCUAGAGGGAAAUGAAUUUAUUCGGCUUCCUAAAAGUAUGAUUCAACUAUCAAAUCUACAAGAUCUUUUUCUGUGUGGUUGCUCGAAUCUUCGAUCGUUGCCAAAGCUUCCAUCAAACAUUAAGUAUAUUGAUGCAGCACAGUGUACCUCACUAGAAACAUUAUCAUCAGGAUCAGAAUAUGAUUUUCAUCCAGCACUUCAGCUUCUGAAUUGUGUCAAAUUGAUUGAGAAUCAAGGCUACGGUUACAUGUCAACAAUGCUAAGACGUUAUUUUAUUAAUGACAAGCAUUACUAUGGGCAAGACAGAUUGGCACAUUAUAUCUAUGUUCCAGGGGGUGAAAUUCCGAAAUGGUUUAGACACCAAAAUGUGGGGGCUUCAGUGAGCCUGCAAAUGCCUUUAGAUUUUUGUAACAAAUUGAUGGGAAUAGCUAUGUGCGUUGUUUUUGUAUUCCGCCAACAUAGUCCAUUUGAAUCAUUUGUCCAACUUGAUUUUGAAGAUUUGGGGCAUAAUAAAUAUACACAUAAACUUUCAUGUUCCAUUAAAUUUAACGAUUAUGAAAUUUUUGAAGUGGCCAAUGGUUUUUCCGAAGAAUUUGGUAAGAUUGAACUGUAUCACCUUUGGUUGCAAUAUUUACCCUCUCAAUUGUUUCACAAGGACUGGGAAAAAGCAUUGAGUAAAAGCGAUACUAAUGGAUUCAGUGAUAUUAAGAUUGAAUUUAAAACAUGGGGUCUAGGAUUGGAGGUUACAAAAUGCGGGGCCCAUUUGGUAUUCCAGCAAGACGUUGAAGAUCUCAAACAAACUAUGGUUGGGUCUAGCAGCUGCAGCAUCACUCCUUACGAGGAUGAUUUUGACGGUUCAGCCAGAGAUACCAUAAUUAAGGGAAGCCAUGAUGACUAUGAUGGGGAAGGGGCUGGACCUAGUGGAGAAGGCACCACACCCAAAGUGGAUACAGCAACCUAAUCUAAUUGCAAAUUGGAUUGGGAAUUUCAAUUCAUGCACACAAUAACAAGGAAACUCAGACAAAGGCCAACGGUAGUGAUGGUGAUGGAGUGGAACUGGCUUCAGCAACUCAAAAACUGAAAGAUUCCAGGAAGGUCACCAGAAAGUACCAGUUGGAGCUAAGCCAGAAAGCUUUGGAUGAGAAUGGGAAGAGGUUGUGGGAAGACCCACAUUGCUGUACUGCUUAUACACGAGCUAGGUCACUUCAUAAGGAAGCCCUAGAAGAACAUAUGCGUCUUUUUUGGCCCUACUGUGGUUCUGUUUUGGCAGAAUCUCAGGGACUCCACUGGGGAGGCUUUUCUGUUGUACGUCAAUGAGGAAUAUAGGACUGACGCAGAAGAUAAGCCUCAAGCCAAAUGGUCAACUUGACAGGCUCUUUUUAAACAUCAUUUGCAUGUUGUGCCCAUCAUGAAGUGAUCAAACUUUACAACAUUGGUUUUAUUACACAGGGUCGAGAGCACACCACACAUGCUGAGAAGUGUCCAAUGCAACAAGAAUGGUCCAAGGGGAAGAUGAAUGCUAAGAAAGGAGAUGAACUUAGUGAGAUGACACAGGCUAUCCAGAGCUUCACUGAACUAUCAAGGGCAAAGUUUAUAGCUGGGCAGGCAAAGGCAAGUGGUGGCAGUAAGCACAUGGGUGAAUCUGCUGGCACUGAUGAUAAGUUCUCUCUUGAGAAGGCUAUUGCCACACACAAUGGACACAAAGAUCUAGAUGAUAUGACCUUCUUCAAGGUACAAAAGAAACUCUAUAAUCGCAAGGCUAGGAUUUUCUUCAUGACCGUGCCAGAUAAUAGGCAGAAAGCCUGGAUGGAGUUCAUUGCGAAGGAAUCUGAUUGAGUUGCGGUUGUGCUUGAUGAUGUGUUUGUUUGUUUGUAUUAACUUGGAGACAUUGGAGACAUUGUUUUUAGUUGCUAUAUGCUUACACAACAAUGUUUUGUUUUGGUUGUGAUUCUCUUUAUGUGUGUUUUGUUUUCAGCCACUUUAUGUUUGUUUCCAGAUAAUAAUGUGUAACUACGUAUUUGUUAUAUGGUUCACAGCAGAUUAUUUCAGACAACUCAAAUUGGUGCAACACUGAAUGUAUGUAAAUGUAUGGUAUUAUAAUGGUAGUUGUGACCUGUAUUUGAGAACUUA